UUACAUGUGUUAAUUCUUAAUACAAUUCCUUUCAAAUAAAUUAUUUUUAUCAAUUUUUUCUUAUUAAAUUAAAUCUUGACAUUUCUAAAAAAUUCCUAUUAUUAUUUAUUAUUAUUAUUAUCAAAAUAAUUGUUUUAAUAAAAUCAAUGAAAUUUAUAAAUCUUUAGAAAAAAAUAUGAAUUAUCAAAAAAGUGAAUUCAUUGUUUCUGGUCUACAAUCUUGAAUAAUAUAAAAUUUUUAUAUAAUUUAUCUCAUUAUAUACACAUAUUUAAUUAAAACAAAAAAGAUUCCUGAAGUUUGCUUCUUGAUUAUAAAAAAAAUAUUAAUAACGAAUAUGAAGUUUUUUUUUUUUGAAUAAACAUUUACAAUGAAUCUAGAAAUCAGUUAACAUUUUUAUAUCAUGACAAUGAUAAAAAAAAAGAAAAAAACUAACCCAUAAAUAACAAUGAUAGAUGUACCCAUAUUCGCAACUCUACUCAAGCGUGGCCCUGACCGGAGGGUACUGGUAAAAAGAGGGGAAGGAAGGCCAGAGAAAGUAGGAGGUGUGCAUCGUUUAUCCCUCUUUGACGGGGUGGGCGUCCGACGAUGUCUGCGUACGCCCCUGUCUAACGAACCUCUGCUCACUGUCAGCUAUCAGGAAUAAGCAACGACCAAUCAGAGCUUCCGUCCGAUCACUUGGCGGACGGCGACGUUGCCACCUUGUGUACCGCCCCACGGCAAAAGUAGUCCUCUCAUAGCGGUAUUCGUAGCCUUGUUUUCGCGAGGGACGGCCGACAAACACGUUGCGAUCUACGUGCACGUGUUAAAAUCACGUUGAAAUUAUAUCGUGCAUCGUGGUAUAAAAUCAACAUAAUAUUGUUUCCUGAACGAAGACUUCAUUUAAUCAAAGAACAUUGGUAGAGAGAUUUUUAUUUUAAACGUCAUAGAAAGAAGAGAGAAUAUCGGCUUGUCCUAUAUCUUUACUUUUGGCGGCAAUUUUGAACAUAGUUAAUUUUCUGGUGUUACAAAACCAAUGAUAAAGAAUAGAUUUAUAAUUGACUUAUAUUUCAUGUAAUCAUAUUUCUUAAGAAAGAUUAUAAUAAUAAUAUACAAAGUGUAUCGACCAAAAAAGGAGAACAUAGAUCGUUGACUACGAUCACUGAGUAGUGUGCGCGCGCGCGCGCAUAUAUCCCGUAACGCUUAGGUAUUUAUCGGUAUGUAGGUAUGUGUAUAAGCGCGCUUUAAAAUUGCGAAUAUUCAAUUUAAUUAUCUUCCUUUUCACCUUUUUUGAAAAAACUUUAUAAUUGACAUAUUAUAAAAUCUUUAAUUAAAAUUUAGUUAUUCGCUACGUUCUAUAAUGGCCGUCUCAGAUACAUCUUUUGAGCCGAACAGAUGAAACAGAAAACAUACAAACAUAGAAGAGCUAUUAUUCUGGUUUUCGAAGAAAAAACAAGUGGCGGGAGAGAGUGCAGAGUGGACGUUUCUGUGGAGAAGCCACGUGCCAUUCGUGAGUUAGGUGGAGUCCCAUGUGCAAAGUGGGUGGAGGCUGCAUCGUGAGGCUGCCUUCCCCGUUAUCGCAGGUACAUGAACGUGUUAGUGAGCGGACAGUCGACAAGCGACCGAGUGGGCGGGUGUGACGACAUACAAUGUAUUUCUGUGUAGUAGUAUACGCGUCCUUGCCAUAGUGUGCGAUAUUUCGAACGUCAGCGGGUGGGGCGGCAGGAACAGGGGCGUAGAGAGGCGGUCCUCGAUUGGGUUCUCGAGGAAUACUCUCUGGCCUUCUUUGUCUUUAAAGAGUGUUGUCUUCGCACGUGUCAAUAUCGUUUAAAUCAUUAAUGUUUCUUAUUUAGAUGCUUCAAGACAAUUCAUAUGCACUGUUUUUUGUUGAUUUUUAUUAAAUCGCAAAUGAAUUUUAAGUUGUGUAUAGUUUGAUAAAAAUAAAGAGAAAGGAAAAACAAAGCCAAAUGCAGUGUUCGAGCAGGAUUAAACGCUCUUCAAGUGAGCGUUUCCAUAUACUACAAAAUAAAUAGUCAACCUAGUUCAGUAUAGCAAAGAAUGGAUUCCUAGCAUAAGAAUAUUCAAUAUAAAUCUAACGUUAUUAGCAUUAAAAAUAAAUUACAAAUAUAUUCACCAUGAAGCGAAGUUUGGAUGGACGAAAUAUCUCUCAGGAGGAGAUUGAUGACCAUGAUCCUUUACAAACACAACAACAACAGCAACAACAGCAACAACAAGAUGAAACUGAACAACAACAACAACUAGAACAGCAAACUGGACAACCUCAAAUUCGUUUUUUAAGUGCAAAUGUUUUGCAACAUUUACAGCAACAGCAAGAUGUUCAGCAACAAACACAACAACAACAACAGCCACAAGUUAUUACUUUGCAGCAAUUGCAAAAUUUUGUGCCUUUACAGACUCAACAAUCACAGCAUGAUCAACAAAGGGCACAAACUAUUUCUGUGCAGUCUUUACCUCAACAAUUUUUACAGGGUGCUCAGUUGAUUAGUACUCAAACUCAAGCUGCGCUUCAGCAACAACAACAACAAACACAGCAACAGCAAACACAGCAGCAACCACAACAGCAGCAACCACAACAACAACUCAGUUAUAGUGUUAUACCACAGAUGCAAACUGUUAACAUUGAUGGUCAAGAGGCACUUUUCAUUCCAUCUUCUGCCAUGUCUGCUGCAGGAGGACAUCAUCAAAGUCAACCUACAAUGCAAUUUGCCACUGCUAAUGGACAACAAGUCCAACUUGCUAGCCAGCAAGUACAGUUAGCUAAUGGUCAAACUAUUAUUACACCACAACCAGUUAGUUUAAUAAGAGCACCAAAUGUCUUUCCCACUUCUAUUAUACAGAAUAUCACUGGACAGACUGUUCAACUACCAACAGGACAAAGUGUACAAGUUAGACCACUUCAAUUUCCUAUGCAACAUGUUCAACAAACUGUACCUGUGCAAGUACCAGUUACAGCUAGUAAUGGACAGACAGUUUAUCAAACUGUACAUUUUCCUGUUCAAGCAUUAUCCAGUGUUUUUAAUGUGCCUGCCACACAAAUGAUACCACAAAUCACACAACAAAUUCCACAAGUGGCUCAAAUAAUUACACCAAAUGGACAAAUUCAGCAAGUUCAAAUUGCUAAUUUACCACAACUUCAAAGUUUACAGAGUCAGCAAGUAACUCAAGUAGCACAGCAACAAGCACAACAACAAGUAGUGCAACAACAAACUCAACCACAAGUAGUACAGUCUGUACAACAACAACAACAACAACAACAACAACAAGCAGCGCAAGCUCAAGUACAACAACAACAGCAGCAGCAGCAGGUACAACAAGUUGUACAACAAGUGAUACAGCAACAGCAACAACAACAAGUUCAACAAGCACAACAAUCAUCUGCUGCACCGUCGUCAACUGUAGCGACUUGGAGCACAACAGUAACGACUCCAAGUAAUGUCCAGGUACUUGGAAUUGGUGCACUUGGAAGACCAAUACAAGCAAACAGUAAUGUAAUUACUACGAAAGAUGGACAGAAAAUUGAUGUGCAAACACUGUCGGCUUUAACAAGGCCACCGGAUUCGGUUGAAGGUGAUAUAAAAGUAACUAGUAUUGAUGCCAGACAAUUAGCUAGUGGUCAAGUUAUACAUAUUCCUGCUCAAUCAACACAGCCUGCUGUUCAACCUAUAACAAUUGCAGGUACACAAGCGCAACAGCUAACUUUAAUUCCUGCAUCUGCAUUAGCAAAUUUAACUGCCCAGCAAGGUUUGGGUAAUGUACAAGUUAUACCUGCAAGUGCUCUUCAGCCUGCUACUGUUCAAACGCUACCUGCAACAGCAGCUACACCUAUUGUUGCUGCUCCAACUGUGCAAUUAGAUUCAAAUGAUCCAACAAAGUGGCAAAUUUUGCAAACUCUUCAGUCAAAUAACACAUUGGCAACACCUACUCCUACAUCACAUCAGCAUCAAGUAACAACUGCAACAUCUGCAAAUAUUGAAACAGAUUCUAAUAAGCAACAUCGUAGGAGAGUUGCUUGCACAUGUCCUAAUUGUGGUGAUGGUGAUAGGAAUAGAGAUAUGACUAGAAAAAGACAACAUGUUUGCCACAUAGCAGGCUGUAAUAAAGUAUAUGGAAAAACAAGUCAUCUUCGGGCUCAUUUAAGGUGGCAUACUGGAGAACGACCAUUUGUUUGUAGUUGGAUAUUUUGUGGUAAGAAAUUUACUAGAUCAGAUGAGCUUCAGAGGCAUCGUAGAACUCAUACUGGCGAAAAAAGAUUCCAAUGCCCGGAGUGUACUAAAAAAUUUAUGCGAUCAGAUCAUUUGACGAAACAUAUAAAAACACAUACGAAGAUUCGAAGUACGGAAGCUGCUACUUCGACGCAGGAAGGUUCUUCUGACAGUCAAUCUUCCACGGAAGAAAAAAUUAUUAUUGCUCUCAAAGAAACGGAACAAUCUGAUAUCGUUAUUUCCGAGCAAAUAGAUGAAAUAAAACCUCAACUGGCGAAUCAUGUAACAAAUGAAUAAAAAAAGAAUCAUGUUUUUUUUCGCCUUUGAAAGGUUUAGGAAUAAAAGAACUUGUUAAAGCAUUGAUUGUUAUGUUAACAACAUCGAAGAAAAAUUAAAAAAUCUAAAUAGUGUUACGUUAAUUACGGCGGUUUGCACAGAUUUUGCAAUUAUUUUUUGCAAUGAAAGAAAAAAAAUGAAACUUUUUACAGGGAUUACCAUAAUUCUCGAUAUAAUGAAUGAUCUAUUUUUGUAUUAAAUGAAUUUUGUAAAUAUGUAUAAUAAUUGUAUAUUAAUUGUAAAAAGAAAAAUUUUUUGCACAAAAUGAAUUUUACACUUAUAAA
This is a messenger RNA of Apis cerana (Asiatic honeybee), 4819 nucleotides long. RefSeq names its product transcription factor Sp4. Gene Ontology annotation, biological process: regulation of transcription by RNA polymerase II. Gene Ontology annotation, molecular function: DNA-binding transcription factor activity, RNA polymerase II-specific; RNA polymerase II cis-regulatory region sequence-specific DNA binding. NCBI's taxonomy places the organism in Eukaryota, Metazoa, Arthropoda, Insecta, Hymenoptera, Apidae. The record is from RefSeq and is a predicted model, not a curated record.